Molecule: messenger RNA, 935 nt
Organism: Saimiri boliviensis boliviensis (Bolivian squirrel monkey)
Lineage: Eukaryota; Metazoa; Chordata; Mammalia; Primates; Cebidae
Product: F-actin-capping protein subunit beta-like
Biological process (GO): negative regulation of filopodium assembly; regulation of lamellipodium assembly; barbed-end actin filament capping
Cellular component (GO): cytoplasm; F-actin capping protein complex
Molecular function (GO): actin filament binding
Source: RefSeq, a predicted model, not a curated record
GGACCGGGACCGCCACCACCGCGGCCAGCAUGAGUGAUCAACAGCUGGACUUUGCCUUGGACCUAAUGAGGCGCCUGCCUCCACAGCAAAUCGAGAAAAACCUCAGCGACUUGAUUGACCUGGUCCCCAGUCUAUGUGAGGAUCUCCUGUCUUCUGUUGACCAGCCACUGAAAAUUGCCAGAGACAAGGUGGUGGGAAAGGAUUACCUUUUGUGUGACUACAACAGAGAUGGGGACUCCUAUAGGUCACCAUGGAGUAACAAGUACGACCCUCCCUUGGAGGAUGGGUCCAUGCCGUCAGCUUGGCUUCGAAACCUUGAGGUGGAAGCCAACAAUGCCUUUGACCAGUACCGAGACCUGUAUUUUGAAGGUGGUGUCUCAUCUGUCUACCUCUGGGAUCUGGAUCAUGGCUUUGCUGGAGUGAUCCUCAUAAAGAAGGCUGGAGAUGGAUCAAAGAAGAUCAAAGGCUGCUGAGAUUCCAUCCACGUGGUGGAAGUGCAGGAGAAAUCCAGUGGCUGCACCGCCCAUUACACGUUGACCUCCACGGUGAUGCUGUGGCUGCAGACCAACAAAUCCGGCUCUGGCACCAUGAACCUCGGAGGCAGCCUCACCAGACAGAUGGAGAAAGAUAAAACUGUGAGCAACUGCUCCCCACACAUAGCCAACAUCGGGCGCCUGGUAGAGGACAUGGAAAAUAAAAUCAGAAGUACACUGAACGAGAUCUACUUUGGAAAAACAAAGGAUAUUGUCAACGGGCUGAGGUCUGUGCAGACUUUUGCAGACAAAUCAAAACAAGAAGCUCUGAAGAAUGACCUGGUGGAGGCUUUGAAGAGAAAGCAGCAAUGCUAAACCUCUGCUUCAAGCUAACCAGACGCCGUGCACUCGUUAGAGUCCUUUCUUAGAAAACCUGUUUUCUGCUCCCUCCCCUGGUCCCUU